AUGUGCCUGGUGGUGGUUAGCGGGGAAAUAGCCUCGCACGUGGUCGAAAGAAAAGCAGACCAACAAACACACCAUAGGAGCUUUGUGGAUUCAAAGGAUUUGCUUUCGCUUCUGAAAGAGCCGCUAUUCUUUGAUGAUUGGGUAGCGGCAAACUUCAAAGCCAUAAAUCUUCCCUCUGACUGGCUGGCGGCCCAGCAAAGUCCUUAUCAAAUUCUUGGAGGUGAUCCUGGUGCAGUCAGACAGUCCGCGGAGAUCGCGCAGCGCGGGGGGGGUGGACGCACAGAGGCGAAGAGAUCAGAGGGAAGGAGGGAGAGGGGGAGAGAGAGAAGGAAACUGGGCAGCUCCUCGUCUUCCCCUCGGCGUCCCCAUGCCUCGGCGGUGCCCCGGCGCCUUCCCCUCGCCCCGGGCGCAGUAGCCAUGGCCGCGGUGGCUGUCCUCCGGAACGACUCCCUCCAGGCUUUCCUCCAGGACCGCACCCCCAGCGCCUCCCCAGACUUGGCCAAGCACUCGCCCCUGGCUCUUCUGGCCGCCACCUGUAGCCGGAUCGGACAGCCGGGCGCAGCGCCCUCGGAUUUCCUGCAGGUCUCCUACGACCCGACGCUGGGAUCCCCCUCCAGGAUCUUCCACCCGUGGAGCGGCGAGAUGCCGGCGCACUCGCCGGGGGGGCUGCCGCCGCCGCACCCCAGCCUGGGGCUGACCCCUCAGAAGAACCACCUGCAGCCCUCCUUCGGGGGGGCGCACGAACUGCCCCUCACCCCCCCGGCGGACCCCUCCUACCCCUACGAGUUUUCCCCCGUCAAGAUGCUGCCCUCCUCCAUGGCCGCCCUGCCGUCCAGCUGCCCCCCCGCCUACGUCCCCUACGCCGCCCAGGCCGCCCUGCCGCCCGGCUACUCCAACCUGCUGCCGCCCGCGCAGCCCUGCCGGCAGCUCUCGCCCAACCCGCCGCCCGAGGACAUCCCCUGGUGGAGCAUCCAGCAGGCCGGCGCCCCGGGCGGCUGCGGCCACCGCUUCCCCGCGGCCGCGGCGCUGCCGCGGAGCCUGGUGCUGGGCCACUCGGACUUCGCCCAGUACCAGACGCAGAUCGCCGCCCUGCUGCAGACCAAGUCUCCCCUGGCGGCCACGGCCAGGAGGUGCCGCCGCUGCCGGUGCCCCAACUGCCAGUCGGCCGCGGGCAGCGCCCCGGAGGCGGAGCCGGGCAAGAAGAAGCAGCACAUCUGCCACAUCCCCGGCUGCGGCAAGGUGUACGGCAAGACCUCGCACCUGAAGGCGCACCUGCGCUGGCACACGGGCGAGCGGCCCUUCGUCUGCAACUGGCUCUUCUGCGGGAAGAGCUUCACCCGCUCCGACGAGCUGCAGCGGCACCUGCGGACUCACACGGGCGAGAAGCGCUUCGUCUGCCCCGAGUGCGGCAAGCGCUUCAUGCGCAGCGACCACCUGGCCAAGCACGUCAAGACCCACCAGAACAAGAAGCUGAAGGCGGCGGCGGACGGCGUCAAGCGGGAGGACGGCCGCGACCUGUGA
This is a messenger RNA of Gymnogyps californianus (California condor), 1521 nucleotides long. RefSeq names its product Sp5 transcription factor (gene SP5). NCBI's taxonomy places the organism in Eukaryota, Metazoa, Chordata, Aves, Accipitriformes, Cathartidae. The record is from RefSeq and is a predicted model, not a curated record. Gene Ontology annotation, biological process: regulation of transcription by RNA polymerase II. Gene Ontology annotation, molecular function: RNA polymerase II cis-regulatory region sequence-specific DNA binding; DNA-binding transcription factor activity, RNA polymerase II-specific.